Messenger RNA from Neolamprologus brichardi, 1592 nucleotides. Lineage: Eukaryota; Metazoa; Chordata; Actinopteri; Cichliformes; Cichlidae. The record is from RefSeq and is a predicted model, not a curated record.
GGAAUCUCCCCCACCCUGGCUGUUUUGUUACCAUGGAUGCAGCUUUACAACGGCAAGACAUUGCACGUGACAUUCUGUGUAACGUCACAAACACCCUACCGCUGUCAGACGCGUUCGUUUUUGAGACGUCACUUUGGGAAAGUACAGCUUUCGGUGCAUUAACUGUAUUUUUGUUUGCUUAAACAGGAUAAAAUUAUAACUUUACACGAUAGCGCAACGAAAAUCAUCGCUUUAUAGAAAUGAAUAGAUAUACAUGGGACAUAGAAAACACGGAGAGAAGGACAAACACUCUUUUCCAAAUUAAUGAGAUUCUUCGAGUUACAGAGGACUUAGAAUAUCGGAUCCGUGCCCGGAUUUUCAAUGAUCACUUGGAAUGCAGGGUGGCUGUUGGAAACGUGACAGCCUUCAGAGAAACACCCAGGGUCAGCCUGCCUCCAAUUGGUGAAAUUUUUGGGGAGGUGCAGCCGCAGCGGGAAUUGAGCUUGGCAUCUUCAUUGAGCUCUGAUGGAAGUUCAAUAACACCUCGAGACAGUCGCACUCCCGAGGAGCUCAGGGCUAUCCCAUUAGUUAAGACACCCUCUCCUCCUCCACCAUUUGCUCCAUGUCCUCCAUCAUCUUCUCGACCUCACAGAUGUCAGAUUCCAGUGAGGCCAAAAAACUACAGAGAAACAUACAAAGAAGUUGCUGGUGUGAGGCUGGUGACAGCCCAACAUGCGGUUAGGGUAUUGGACCAAUCAAUUAAAAAAAUUGUAGAUGCCUACCUGCCCCAAACCCUUGCAGCUCGUCGGAGGCUAAUUCCUUCCCGAGCUCCAGUUCCGGCCCCCCCUCGAGUUCCAGCUCCACGAGCUGGAAGAGGGGCUGGGGCUCGAGCAAGGGUUGUAGCUCUGACCCCUGCUCGAGCUCCAGCUCCUCCUGGAGCUCCAGUUCCGGCACCCCGUCGAGUUCCAGCUCCACGAGCUGGAAGAGGAGCUGGGGCUCGAGCAAGGGUUGUAGCUCUGACCCCUGCUCAAGCUCCAGCUCCUCCUGGAGCUCCAGUUCCGGCACCCCGUCGAGUUCCAGCGCCUCAAACUGGAGGAGGAGAUGGGGCUCGAGCAAGGGUUGUAGCUCUGACCCCUGCUCGAGCUUCAGCUCCUCCUGGAGCUCCAGUUCCGGCACCCCGUCGAGUUCCAGCGCCUCAAACUGGAGGAGGAGCUGGGGCUCGAGCAAGGGUUGUAGCUCUGACCCCUGCUCGAGCUCCAGCUCCUCCUGGAGCUCCAGUUCCGGCCCCCCCUCGAGUUCCAGCGCCUCAAACUGGAGGAGGAGCUGGAGUUCGAGCAGGGGCUGUAGCUCCAGCUCCUCCAGCUCCUCCUCAAACUCCAGCUCCAGAACAAAGGAAACCUCGAAGGGUUGUUAGACACCCUCCAGAGGUGGACUUUAAAGGGCUUAUCGUGGGGUACCUCCGGUCAACUGAAAAAAAGUUAGGGGAGGAGCUACAGCCAGUCUCGAAUCCUUCAGAGACUCUCUGUCUGAGCCUCAGCCUGCUGAGUCAGGACGACUGGCAGAAAAAGAUAGAGGGGCUGCAAUACAUCCACACCCUGUUUGCUUGGCGGUGA